This is a messenger RNA of Sinocyclocheilus anshuiensis, 1264 nucleotides long. RefSeq names its product dehydrogenase/reductase SDR family member on chromosome X-like. The transcript is spliced from 7 exons. Bases 86 to 1060 code for a protein of 324 amino acids. Lineage: Eukaryota; Metazoa; Chordata; Actinopteri; Cypriniformes; Cyprinidae. The record is from RefSeq and is a predicted model, not a curated record. Gene Ontology annotation, molecular function: oxidoreductase activity.
CGGAGCUAUCGAACAAACAGCUGAUAACCCUGCUGUACUUCAGCACGGAGCGUAAAUACUGAGACACUCGCUGUCAUCUUCAAACAUGUGGUGGCUUUUGCCUUGUAUCCUCGGCUUCGUCAGACUCUACUUAGACGGCGUCAAAGUUCUUCUAUACCAGCUUUUCAACAGAUCCUUCAUCCUGCCAGAUUUGCCCAAGCAGAAUGGAAAGGUUGCCAUAGUUACAGGGGGAGCCAGAGGAAUGGGAUAUGAGAUUUCCAGACAUCUAGCCAGCCUGGACAUGCAUGUGGUCAUUGCUGGGAAUGAAGAACAUGAGGGUCUGGCAGCAGUGAAGAAGAUUCGAGAAGAGUUGAAUCAGGGAAAAGUGGAGUUCAUGUACCUGGAUUUGGCCUCUUUGACAUCUGUACGACACUUUGUCCAGAGAUAUAAAGCCAAAAGUUUGCCAUUACACAUCCUUGUCAAUAAUGCUGGCAUUAUGCUUGUUCCGGAGAGGAGAACAGAGGAUGGAUUUGAGCUACACUUUGGGCUAAACUACCUGGGCCAUUUCCUGUUAACCAACCUGUUGCUGGAUGUGCUGAAGAAGUCAGGCAAACCUGGGAAAUGUUCCCGAAUAGUCAUUAUGUCUUCAGCUACCCACUAUGGAGGAAGAUUAACUCUGGAUGACUUGCAGGGAAGGAUGUGUUAUAGUGCUCAUGGUGCAUACGCCCAGAGUAAACUGGCCCUGCUGCUGUUCUCCUACCACCUGCAGGACCAGUUGUGGGUCAGAGGUGACCCUGUAACAGUUAACGCCGUGGACCCAGGCAUGGUGGACACAGCCCUGUAUGACAAUCUGUCUAGCCCGGCCCAGCUGGCCAAGAAACCUUUCGCAAAACUGCUCUUCAGGACGCCUGCAGAAGGAGCAUCCACGGCCAUCUACGCUGCAGCUGCCUCCGAGCUGAAGGGGAUCGGAGGACUGUAUCUGUACAAUGGACGCAAGACGGAGUCUUCAGCACUUUCUUAUGACCAACAGCUGCAAACCAAGUUGUGGAAAGAAAGCUGCGCUCUAGUGGGUCUCCAAUAAACAUGAGAGAACAUCAGCACUGAGCUCCUGAUCACUGAGACUUGGGCCCUCAUCUUACAGUCCAUAUAACAUCCACCUGAAAAAAAUUCAACCUCAAGCCUUAAGUUAGUAUCCCUUUUUGCCAAAUUAUCCCUUUGUCUUUAAAUCAUCUCAUUACCUUUAUAGUGUUCACUAGUGCUAGCAAACGAUUAAUCGUGAUUAAUC